Messenger RNA from Sciurus carolinensis (gray squirrel), 4231 nucleotides. RefSeq names its product vitamin K epoxide reductase complex subunit 1 like 1 (gene Vkorc1l1). The coding region runs from base 123 to 653 and encodes 176 amino acids. The transcript has 3 exons. Gene Ontology annotation, molecular function: vitamin-K-epoxide reductase (warfarin-sensitive) activity. The record is from RefSeq and is a predicted model, not a curated record. Gene Ontology annotation, biological process: vitamin K metabolic process; peptidyl-glutamic acid carboxylation. NCBI's taxonomy places the organism in Eukaryota, Metazoa, Chordata, Mammalia, Rodentia, Sciuridae.
UGGGGCGCGGCGGCGGCGGCGGCGGUGGCGGCGGCGAAGGCGGCGGCGGCGGCGGCUGGGUCGGGCCCCGACGGGCGGCGGCGGUUGAGGAGGAGGCGGAGGGCGGCGGCGGCGGCGGGAAGAUGGCGGCGCCCGUGCUGCUGAGGGUGUCGGUGCCGCGAUGGGAGCGGGUGGCCCGGUACGCCGUGUGCGCCGCCGGGAUCCUGCUCUCCAUCUACGCCUACCACGUGGAGCGGGCGAAGGAGCGCGACCCCGAGCACCGCGCCCUGUGCGACCUGGGGCCCUGGGUGAAGUGCUCCGCCGCGCUCGCCUCCAGAUGGGGUCGAGGAUUUGGUCUUUUGGGUUCCAUUUUUGGAAAGGAUGGUGUAUUAAACCAGCCAAACAGUGUCUUUGGACUUAUAUUUUAUAUACUACAGUUAUUACUUGGCCUGACAGCGAGCGCAGUCGCAGCUCUGAUCCUCAUGACGUCCUCCAUCGUGUCUGUGGUGGGGUCCGUGUACCUGGCCUACAUCCUGUACUUUGUGCUCAAAGAGUUCUGCAUCAUCUGCGUCACCACGUACGUGCUGAACUUCAUCCUUCUCAUCGUCAACUACAAACGACUAGUUUACUUGAACGAGGCCUGGAAACGGCAUCUGCAGCCCAAGCAGGACUGACCCCCUGGCCAGCUCUUAACUGACAGUCCGACGUCCCUUUUCCAUUAAGUUUAUUUUGCAGCAGGUUUUUGUUUUCAUUUUUUGAUUUUUGUUUUUGUUUUUGUUUUUUUUUUUUUAAAUUCGUCACAACAGACACUUUCCCUAAGAAUCUUAAACUGAUUUUUUAAAAUACUGUAAAUUAGAAGGGGCCCUAGCUAUUUUCUGUCAGUCUUCAUUUUAAAUAUGGAUACAAAAAAAGGACAUGCCGAGCCAAUCAAAGACAAGCUUUAACUUUACUUUGAAGAUGUUUCUGAGAUAAUAAAACAUAGCCCUAGCCCCCUUUCCUCAACUGUAAAGUGAGCAACCAUUGCUAGUAAUUCUUUAAUGUGUAUGAAUUCAAUUUCAGGUAUAACAAAUGUGAUCAUGACAUGAAAAUAUUUUAGAAUAGAUACUGUAUUAAAUAUUGCCAUGUUUACAAUAUGUAAUAUGUUUUUAGCUGAUGGAUUUAAACAUGUAGAUUCAACUAGAAUCCAUUUCUGUGAUAUUUGUAAAUAAAGGUAGAAAUAUUGGAUCCAUCCCUGCAGAACUUACUGUAGAGUUUAGUUGAAGAGUAGCAAUGAAGAGUUGUGAGCUCGAUGUUGGCUGGUGAGACAGUGGAGACAGUGAGCCACACAGAGCACCUUGUGGAAGCACUGACAGCCCUGGGCGCAGCACUGGCCACAAAGGGAUAGGUGGUUGGUCCCUUUCAUCUUCCUGCUCUGGAAGGAAGAGACUGAACUGAACGUUCAAGUCACAUUUGUGUCUAGUCGUAAAACUGGAUCAGUUGUAACUUACAGAAUGUGUCAUGUGACCAAAUCUUCACGUCAAAGCCUUCAGGACACUAAUGGGAGAAAAACUGGAAAUACCAAUGUGGCAUUUUUAGGUAGAGCCUCUAAAGAGUUGGAUUUUCAGUGCAGAUGUUUCCCUUGAUAUUGGUGCCAGUCAGCCAAACAGUAUUGUGACUUUGGAAUACCAGUGUAAGCCCCGCUGCCCUGGCAGGAUUGCUCCUGCAGCUGCAUGUCCCCUGUUUCCUUCUACACCGAGGACUGCUGGUCACUGUUGGAGGGUCAGAGCCUGGGUCUGCCAGUGAUAAGGCUGACGCUGGCCAGUUUGCUUACCUGGGAGAAGUACUACAGGCAGGACUGUCUGAAAGGGGAAUGCAGGAAUGUCAUCACUGCUCUUUCUCAUAACGACACAAUGCAGUAAGAAUCUUUCAAGGUGAUUUGAAUAAGCCCAAAUGAAAUUGUGACAAUAUGCCUCCCUGGCUAACAUCUUAUAUCAGAAUGUUAAAAGUGCCUUCUGUCUUAAAUCUCAAACCAAAUACUUGUGUGUUGAACCUGGGCAGAAGUGUCCUUCCUUCCUUACUGUGAAGUAGAAAACUUGCAUUCUACAGAAAGGUUCCAUAUGGUCAUUUUACUCCUUAGAUUGAGAAGUAGCAGCGAUGUUUUUGCUUGCGAUUUGAUUAAUCAUUGUGUUAAAAAUAGCCAGUCAGAAGAGUAACCAAGUGCUUUAUUUGGCUUCUUUUUGAAGGAGGGGACAGGCUCUGCUCGGUAAACUAAAACAUGUGGAGUCAGCAGUUGUGGAUUAGUUUACAGCUAACUGCCAUAACCGGCACACCACGGGUCUCCUGGCCCACCGCAGGAGUGAAAUCUGAACGGUAGUGAACUCUUCAGAGGUGUUCAGAUUUCACAGAGGCUCAUGUUUUCCCAUGAAUGUGAACAUUUCAGCGCUGUCUUGUGUGUUUUGUAGUUGUGUUUGUAAGCACUUGCAGAACUCGAGAAAGCAGAGUGAGUGUCCUGCACUUUCAGAGAAGCAGGUUUCAUGUUUGAGAGCUGUAAGUGAGGUCACCACAUAGCGGUCACACGCUGGCUUUCUUUCUAAGUUGGAGUGGGAAUGGUUAGUGGCUAAGACUUGUGGCACCAGGUGGCUAUGCCGACAGGUGCCUGAUUCCCCAUUUUAAGCCGUCUUUGAUCACAUUCUGUGUCAGCAGAGUACAGUUAAAGCUUGUCUUGAUGCUGCAUCCUGGGAGAGGCCUGCAACCAUGAGAAAGCUGCAGAAGUGCAGCCAGAUCCUUCACGUUUCCCUUGCUUUCCUGCGCCUCGGGGAAAGCACUGUUUCAGCUGUAUAAAAACUUUUGCCACAUUCCUAUGCCCCAGAAUUAAUGCCCUUUUUCUCACUGAGAUGAAAAGGUGCUGCCUGAAAUAACAGCAUUUGCUGAAAUGUCAUUGUCUCAGUAAGCAACAGAAAACAAACCCUGUUGCGUGUCACUUGGCUUUGUUUGCUCUAGAAGAAUUUAGGCUCCCUGCACACCUUCUACUCCACCCAGAAGAGAGGGACACUGUGUUAUAAAAUCUGAAGAUUGUUAUGAUCUGCAGAGUUUAGAUUGAAUAUUGAAACACUGCAGCAUCUUAAGUCACCCAUGUUGAAAGACAGACUGGGGGGGGAAAUGAUUUUAGCAGUAAUUCAUGCUUUGUGUUUUUGAAGUGGUUCGUUAAUAAACAAAGCCUUUUGUUUACUUAAUAGUCAUAAGUACUUGAGGAAAUAAGUAAGGUUAGAUGAUGAAUUCUAGGGACUCAGUGGUCUGGAGGAUUUCAUUUGGGUUUUCACUGCAGCUGGUUGCUGUCAGUGAGGGUGAACUUCUGAAAAACUCAGAUUUAACUAGCUGGGUGCCAGGAUAAAUAUAGCCUCUCCUCCAGUUCACGACUUCAGAAGAAUGUUGAAAGCAUUGACUGUUUUCAUACAAAGAAACAAAGAUUCUUCAUUCGGUACAAAGGAUCUUUGGAACUCUUAGGUAAGAUUUAGUACCAAGACUAAAGUAAAAUUAAAAGUAUUUGCUGGCUUUGUUUGCUUGCUUUGUUUUCAAGAGACUGUUGUUUUGAAUGUGCAAAGAAAUCUUCAGCAGUUACUUCUUAACUCUGGCAGGCUCCACUGCUUGGUGCCAGUGAGCACGACGGCAGUCUCACCUUAGGUCAGCGCUGGGCAGUGCCACUGUCACUCCUGGAACCCACGAGGGGCCAGCACCUGCCCGCAGCCCUGGGCCUCCAGAAGCACUCCCGUGAGACAUUCUAGGCAGCACUUAUGAAUCCUGACUUGUGAGAACAACUCUUUAGUAAAACGGGGCGGGGGUGGGAGUCCCAGCUACUCAAUUAGACAUCUUUUUUCCUUUCUUUUUUUUUUUUUUUUUUUUUUUUUUUGACAAAUUAGCCCGAAAAAGGUGAAAUGUUUUGUUAUGAACCUGUAUUAAGCAUGGCCUAAGGAUUAGGUGUCUGAUCUGUAUAGUAUGUUCCAUCAAAAAUAUUUAUUACUAGUGCUUUAUGCUCCUGAGUAAACAUUCAUUUUAAAUGGAGUUCACUGGGCAGAAUUUCCCCUUUAAUAUAGAUAGAAACAUUCUUUAUCAGAGAUUUAGGACACCAUUUUGCUAACUGGUAAAUAAAAACAAAUGUAAAUAUGUAAGAAUGUUUAUUUGUUGCACAUAACUUUUUGGUAUAAAAUAAAUGUAGAAGUUACCUGUGGAAGUUGGCUGCCCUUGUUCUUGUGCUACAACAUUAAAUUUUUUAAAA